Coregonus sp. 'balchen' is the source of this 2668-nucleotide messenger RNA. The record is from the annotation of a GenBank genome assembly. NCBI's taxonomy places the organism in Eukaryota, Metazoa, Chordata, Actinopteri, Salmoniformes, Salmonidae.
AUGGGGGGGAGGGAUGGGGGGGGAGAUGGGGGAUGGAAGAGAUGGAAGGGAGAGAAGGGUGGGAGAGAUGGAGGGGAGGGAUGGGUGGGAGAGAUGGAGGGGAGAGAUGGAAGGGAGAGAUGGGUGGGAGAGAUGGAGGGGAGGGAUGGGUGGGAGAGAUGGAGGGGAGAGAUGGAGGGGAGGGAUGGAGGGGGAGAGGAGGGGGUGGGGAGAGAUGGGGUGGGAGAGAUUGGGGGAGAGGGAAGGAGGAUGGGUGGGAGAGAUGGAGGGGCAGGGAUGGGGGGAGAGAUGGAGGGGAGGGAUGGAGGGGAGGGAUGGGGGAGGGGGAUUUGUGGUCUUUGCAAGUUAUGUUGGCUUUGUAGCAAGUUACCUUGGCUUUGUAGAAACACUGUAAUGUCAGUUAAUUUAGUCCCUUUUAUCCUGAAACUUCAAAUGGUACAACAUACUGUGAAACCAGUGAUUCCCAACCUUUCUUUGUGCUUGAUGACCUCACGCUUUUGGAGUUGACCUAACCAACUAGUCAACUAAAACAACCUGGGACUCUAAAGGAAUCUACCUCAACCAAGCGUCCAGUCUUAACCUGGGACUCUAAAGGAAUCAACCUCAACCAGGCGUCCAGUCUUAACCUGGGACUCUAAAGGAAUCAACCUCAACCAGGCAUCCAGUCUUAACCUGGGACCCUAAAGGAAUCAACCUCAACCAGGCAUCCAGUCUUAACCUGGGACCCUAAAGGAAUCAACCUCAACCAGGCGUCCAGUCUUAACCUGGGACCCUAAAAGAAUCAACCUCAACCAGGCAUCCAGUCUUAACCUGGGACCCCAAAGGAAUCAACCUCAACCAGGCAUCCAGUCUUAACCUGGGACCCCAAAGGAAUCAACCUCAACCUACCUUUGGGAAACACAAUUGCAUCCCUGUUAGUAUUACAUCAUUGACUAACCCUGUAUCCUCUUUGUCUUUUUCAGGGUUCCUGUCUACAGGGGACCAGGCAGCUAAGGGGAACUACGGCCUACUGGACCAGAUCCAGGCUCUGAGGUGGAUCAGUGAGAACAUUGGAUACUUCGGAGGAGACUCCAACCGUAUCACAGUGUUCGGAUCUGGGAUAGGAGCGUCCUGCGUCAGCCUGCUCACCCUCUCACACCACUCUGAAGGUAGGAAUACACUCUGUCCAUGACUGGAAUGGGAUGGAGGGAUUAGGUAUCGGAUGGCUCUGUGUCAGAAUCAGGUGAGGAAGUCUGGUAUUUAGUUGGAUGUUUUGGUUAAAUGUGUAUUUAGUUAGUGGUUUAAGAAAGGGGUUGUUUGUUAUUGGGUUUCAUCAGAGUACUCUCCUGAGUUUCUGGUUUACAGUUGAUUUACUGAGAUAACUGCUUUUGGGAUUUGUUAUCUGGAGAUGCGCAGGGGGUAAAGUGUGUGUCCUUGGUUGCAUGUGUGUGUGUCGUAACACAAGAUGUUAUGUAUUUAUACAGCCUUUAAUAGUUCCUGGACCUUGUGUACAUCUUGAUUGACACAGGAAGCUGUGUGAGCAUCAGGAUAUUAGGUAGCUCGUUAUAUCAGAAAUAAUAUAGUCAAAUCCCACUUCAUUUGGAUAGUCCGGAAAGUCAAUCUGUAGAUGUCUAUAGAGGGUCACACUAUCAACAAACUAUCUGUUGAUAAGCAACUGCUUGCUAAGGUUACAGUUAGGGUUAGGUUUAGAAUAAAAAUUAGGGCAAGGAUUAAGGUUAGGGUUAGGGCAAGGGUUAAGCAAUUUUUACGCAGUCGCCAUGUAAUGCUACAAAUGAGCAAGGACCAUGCACAGAAACACGUUACAGAUCGUAAAGGAAGGAAGGAAAAAAGGAAGGAAGGAAGGAAGGAAGGAAGGAAGGAAGGAAGGAAGGAAGGAAGGAAGGAAGGAAGGAAGGAAGGAAGGAAGGAAGGAAGGAAGGAAGGAAGGAAGGAAGGAAGGAAGGAAGGAAGGACGAUGAACAGACGGAUGGCAGUAAGGGAUAUUAAGGAAAGUAAACCAUUCAUUACCAUAAUUGUCUUUAUACCAACUGGGAAUUCCUGGCUUGGCUUUAUGAUGAAGGCGACCACCACCAUGCGUUUAUAAAGAGGUCAUUUCAGCACCACUGCUUUGAUGUCCAUUAAAGGAACAGGUUUUUUCUUUCUGCAUUUUGUGUUUCUCUAUUUACAGGACACAGUUUUUGCGUUCUGUGUUUCUAAUUGGUAUUAAAGCGUUACUAAUUGCUAGAAGUUUCCCUUCAGAUAAAUGACGACUGCAUGGCUUCUGAUUGAAUUUUUACCAUAAAUGUAUUUUUUAUUCAGCCUCCAUAAUGCUACGCUCCAUGUAGCGUGAUAUUAUACAGCCACAGAAACCAGAUCCUCUCUGCCUCCUCCUAUCUAAAUUGGAUAUUACCGGCGCUGCUGCAGUUUUUUGCCUCUUGAAUAGAAAUGUAUUUUGCCCUAGUACGCAGUGUGACCAGAAAAACAAUAGAGAUGUAUGAUGCCCUAGUACGCAGUGUGACCAGAUAAAGCAGAACAGAGUGAAACUAGUGAGAUGGUUGGUAAUUGAAGUGGGAAGCUUUCCAUCACGACAGGGCCUCUUGUGAGGAGUGUUACCGACGGCAAUCACAUUCCCCCCCUCUCCACUCUCCGCAAAUACGUGAAGUUUCAGACUGAAGUGGGCCGGAAAUAA